AAGACAAAGUCACAAAGGAUCCGUCACAAAAGCCCCGCUGCAUCGCGUGAACAAAGUCGCGUCCAAACAUCGCCAUCAUCGGCUUCUCUGCCACCACAACUAACACCUUCGCACCGACACUCCUAUAUACUGACCACCGCUGCUGAUAACACCCAUGACGACCGAAACCAGUGCGACGACACUCGAGGCCGCGAUCGAGCAAGCAAAACGCGCUUUCGCCCUCGAAAAAUACGAGCAAGCGGUCGACCACUACGCGACUGCACUGGAGCUUGUCACACAAACACACGGUGACGACGCGCCGGAGACCGCGGAUCUCUAUUUUUCGUAUGGCAAAGCGUUGCUGGAGAAUGCGAUCUCCCAGAGCUCUGUGCUCGGGAAGAAUGAGCCCGAGAACGGUGUCGAAGAGGACGAGCCUGUCGAGUCCAACUCCAAAAACGGGCCGAUACUCUCCUUCUCGGGUGACGCGGACGAUGAGGGCGUGGACCUGCUCAGCGCAGCACAGAACAUGGUCGACGGUGACGAUGAAGACGAACAGGAAGGGGAGGGCGACGAAGAUGCAGAGCCGGAAGAUGACUUCAAUGCGGCUUGGGAGGUGCUAGAUCUAGCACGGGCGAUAUACGCCAAGCAGAAUGAGGAAGAAUCGAAUGAGGAUGUACAACUCAAGCUGGCAGAUACUUAUAUCGCAUUGGGGGAUGUCUCGCUUGAAACAGAGAAAUUCGACCAGGCCAUUACAGAUUACGAAGCCGGCCUGGACUUGAAAAAGGACUUGCUACCGCGCAGUUCGCGGCAAAUCGCUGAAGCUCACUAUAAAUUGAGCAUGGUGCUUGAUCUCACUUCGGGACGACUGGGAGACGCCAUUACUCAGGCUGAACUGGCUUUGGAGAGCAUCCAUUGUCGGAUGGAGGCACUCACGAGCCCACCACCCGAAGGGCAGACACCCGUCUUGGCUGCCCCCGACCCUAAAGGGAAGGGCAAGGGCAAGGCCAUCUCGACGCGUUUGAUACGAGACGACGUUGCGGGAUUGUCGCCCGCAAAAGUGGAGGCUGAGCUGAAAGAGCUAGCGGGAUUGAAGGAGGAUUUGGCAAUCAAGGUGGAGGAAUUGAAGACACGGCCGGAUGAACCCAGGAAGGACGCACCGACACUGGCGGCUCAGGUUCUUGAUGCAGAACUGAACAAUGCCAUCGGAACAGCUGGGGGUUCGGCCACCGUGAACGAUCUGACCGGGAUGGUCAAGAAGAAGAAGAAGGCGCCUAUCCCUGAGACGGCAUCUUCACCGGCCAAACGGAAAGCUGACGACGAGGGGGAGACCAGUGAAGGCAAGAAGGCGAAGCUGGACGAGUGAAUCUAUAUCUCUCAUGAUGCAUUAAAUGAUUCGAAUUGCUGUGACUUGGACGCGUCUGGGGAAUGGAUGCAACGAUUGGGCGUUUAUAAAAUAACCGCUCAGGAGAUACAAUGCUCAGGGCUGACAGCGGCUUGAGCGCCAAUCUGCUGAAAGCUGGAACGUCGUUACAUGCAUCUUGCGGCAUCAGCACGUUGAUCCACCAGUUCCGCAGCCUUUGCACGUAAAGUGAAUCACGCCAAGUUGUGCAACUUGGGCUGAUAGAGCGCGAUUUGGCCGCAACCAAUGGCGAAUGUGUUCGUAUGUCGAGAGCUGAGCGAAAAUAGCCGUGGUGCGUGUAAUGAGCGAUUGGAGCAAAAUGAAGCGCCAAGAAGCGUUUCAUGAACCGGAAUGCAUCACAGUGCGAACGGGCGCCUGACUGAACAAUUUUUUUAGCGACCGGGGGUCGCGUAUAUCAGUUGCCUGCUUUCAACCCAUUCAUGACUCAGGACUUUUUGCUGGAUCCCCUGCUAGCUUCCAACCUCACCUAGCCAUGUUACCCCGUAUACCGUCUUACCGUGCGUCGUCGCGCUCGUUGGUGGCCGCGCAGGGGCGCAGGGCAUCCUACGCUACUAUCCGCGGCCUAAGGCAACCUGCCCCAGACCCUGAAGACACUUUACCGUCAGAUAAUGACUUCAUCGUUUCCAUCCUCCGUGCAAAUCCCUCCCUCCGCGAUACGCGCUCUUACCUCGCGUCUUUCGGCCCCCGACCCAAGCUCCCCACAUUGGUCGAGCAAGUCAUCCCAGCCGAGCCAAAUGUCCCUAUCGCGUCGGCGACUCCCGUCAUUCCAGAUGGCGUGAAAGCCAGUCCCGUCGUUUCGUCGAUUCUUGACCCUGUCAUCCGUCGAACCGCACUGGUCAAGAUUCAGGGGCCGUUCACAGACGUCCAGCUGGAGAGCAUCGCUCGUGGUCUGGUCUAUCUUGAGAAAUUGGGUCUCGUCAGCGUCAUCGUGGUGGAGAAUGAUGCUGUUGCCCGAGGCGAUCAGGAAGAGCGGUCAUCAUUGGUUGAGGAGACCAUGCGCAUCGUCACGACGCUGGAAAAGCAGGGAGCUCGUGCACGGCCUGUCCUUGGGACCAUCGCCAAGCUUGGACCGAAACCGGGUGACGAGGAUUCGCCCGAAGAUAUCACUCCCGAGGCACACACCUUCCCUUCGGAUCUUGUACCCAUCCGUUCUGCUCUUCGUGCGGGGGAGAUCCCCGUUAUCCCACCCUUUGCCCUGGACUCCUUCUGCCGAUCUGUGCGGGUGGAUGCCAAUGAUGUUCUCGGUGCUCUUGCGCGUGGAAUGGCAGAAGCUGCCGAGAACGACCUGGACGAAGAAGUAAACCUUACGCCUCUGCGGCUGAUGAUCAUAAAUCGCGAAGGAGGUGUGCCAUCGUACGCGCGCUCUGGACUGCCUCACCUCUUGAUCAACCUUACCUCCGAAUACUCCUUCAUCAACGACACCUUUCACGAUCCAUGGCGAACGACGCAUCCGACGGCCUUGGCUAAUCUGGCAUUAGCCCGGACUUGUCUGUCUUACAUGCCCCCCACUUCGUCUGCUGUGAUGGUCUCGCAUCGAUCUCCUAGUUCGUUAAUCGCCAAUCUGAUAACGAACAAACCUGCGUUAAGCUCAAGCUUACCGCAUGCGUUACUGCAGGGCAAUCAACGGCUCAACACGCAUACACCCACGCUUCUCCGUCGCGGAUCACCGAUCCGUGUUCUGCGCUCUGUCGAGGAGAUCGACCGUGCAAAGCUCGAUGGGCUGCUCGAGCAAUCUUUCCGACGGACUCUCGAUCAGGCUGCCUUCUACAAGCGGCUGGAGCAGACGCUGGACUUUGUCAUCGUCGCCGGCGACUAUGCCGGUGCUGCGAUCGUGACCAACGAGCUAAAUCCGGGCUCAUCUGUUCCCAUCUCGUACCUGGACAAAUUCGUGGUUCUCCCAAGUCACCAGGGCGACGGGACCGUCGACUUCCUGUGGGUCGCACUGCACGACGAGUCGUAUGGACUUGGGCACCCGUUCUCUGCAAACCCGAACGGCGGAAAAGGCGGUGUGGGCGAGGGCCGUGAUCUUGUCUGGCGCAGCCGCGCGGACAAUCCAGUCAACAAAUGGUACUUUGAACGCAGCUCCGGCCAUCUCAGAAUGGGCCCCUGGGUCAUGUUCUGGUGUGACGCCGAGAAACGUCUCAAGCAAGAGCAAGCCAAGAAGCUGACAGGCGGCGUCUCCUUUGUUGAGCAAGGGGAACAGGGUAGACUGAGUCAGUGGGCAGACGCUGUUCAAAAAAUUCCAUCGAGCUGGCUGCCUAUACAAUAGGCCUUUCAUAGAUUAUUCACUCAUCCAAUGUAUGUAUGUAUUGUAUACUUAUCCAGGUUAGAUGCUCACGACUGGUCACAUCAUGUGGUAGUUGUCACGUUACUCGUUAUGACGUGAAGCGUUCCUCCUUUACCUCACUCGACUCUUGAAACCACCACAAUGCCGAGACGGAAAGCAGACAGCUUGAAUCCCGUCUUCGAGCGCAUUCUACAGGAGCUAAGAGAUGAGAAGGAUCCAGACGAGGGACACCAAUGGGCAAUCUACAACAGGGCCCUCAAAGGACUCCAAGCGGCUGAAACUGUAUUUUCUGACCCCCAGGAGCUCAUAUCCGUCAAGGGCAUCGGUCCUGGGAUCGUCAAAGCCGUGGCCAAGCGCCUCCGAGGCGACGAGGACGCCCCGCAGCGCACUUCAGCCGCGGCUUCCAAAGUCCCUGCCCGCCCGUUAAAGCGAUCUGUCACAGAUCUUGGGGUCGAAACAGGUGCUCCAGUAACCAAGCGGCGGACCGCCAGCGUGCCUGAGCUUCCUCGAGUCGCCGACUCAACGGUGCAUGACGAAGAUCCUAAGAGUUUCAAGUUUUGGUAUCUGGAUAGCAAAGAAAACCCUGUUCGAGAGAGCAUGCAAGCCGAGACAACCUUCGACGCACAUUCACAAUUAUGGAUGAAGGUUAUGUACCCUCCUACAAUGGAGCGACAUCCACUGGCUACUCAUCUGAUUGUGGUCGUGCGCCGUGAUGACGGCAUCGUUGCUCAAAUGCCGGAGCUGCUCGCUGAAGGGCUGCGCUCAUGCCCCGGCUUUUCAAUCCAGCCCAAGCCAACUUCGAAGGCAAUCAAACACGGUUCAUCCAAGUUGCUCAAGGCUCUCGCAGCUGAAACACAAAAACCUCGCAACACCAUCGAUCCGUCGAGGCAACUUCCUACUUAUAUGCAGACAACUAACAGGGGGGAGUCAAGUUCGCAAGUCAUUCCACCAACCCAGAAGGCUGCAGCAAAGCGCGUGAAUCAUCAAGCACAGGCCCUAGUGCCUGCUAAACCAUCUCGGUCUCUUUCUCGUGCCGCGACCGCGACCACUGCACCAGAAAGAGCAGUUCCGCCGAUUCAACGAACGAAAUCCGCACCUGCCGUCGGGAAUCCGACCUCGCGACCGAGACUGUCUCACGCUACCCCAAACUUGCCUCCCGUCGAGCAUUCUAUCUACACGGCGCAGACAGACUUCCCUGACUUUUCUCCUGAUAUCAUGCGGGCGGGGGACUAUGACAUCACGCUGGUCUUGGACCACCGGGAAAGGGGCGCCCAUCAAGACCGUGAUGCCAUGCGCAAUCGUUUGCGGAGGAAUGGGCUCGCCGUUGAGACCGAGUCUCUGGAACUCGGCGACGUUAUCUGGAUCGCUACGAGCAAAAGCGGUGGCCACUCUUGUGUCCUUGAUUUUGUUCUCGAACGCAAGCGGCUCGAUGAUCUAGUGGGCUCGAUUAAAGACGGGCGCUUUCACGAGCAAAAGUUCCGCCUGCACCAAAGCGGGGUAUCCCGCGUUCUUUACCUUGUUGAGGAAUACAAUGCGGUACACCAGAGGGAAAACUGGGGGGUUCAGAUCAACACAGCGUUAUCGUCGACUCAAGUGGUCGAUGGCUUUCUCGUGAAGGAGACCAAGAGCCAUGACGAUACUAUUGAAUACCUCACUGGGCUGACCGAGCAGCUGAUUCGUGCCCACCAGAUGAAGGAUCUGCAUGUCAUUCCGUCGUACAUGAUCAAACGGCAUUCCUAUCUGGAGCUCAGGAGAUAUCUGGGACACAAGCACCCCGACCGGACUUACGUGACCUCGCUCAGAGACUUUCAGACACUCAACUCCAAGUCUGGGUUCACGACUGUGCGGGAUACAUGGGCCAGGAUGCUGUUGUGUGUUAAAGGUAUGAGUGCAGAGAAGGUGGGGGCGGUGAUUGAGCGAUGGCCCACCCCUCGGCUGUUUUGGGAAGCCCUGAAGGAAGCGGAGCAGGUCGAGGCUCUGGAGCGACGCGAAGAGGCCUUGGCCGGGGGCCCCUCCAAGGGGCGCAACAAGAGAAAGAUCACCGAGGCGAAUCAGAUGCUGAAAGGCGUUGGCGGUGCGGAGGGUGGGGUUCGUGCUAUCGGAUCUGCGUUGAGCAAGAAGCUCUAUGAAGUAUUCAUGUCGGAAGUGUACUCCGAAGACAUCUAGCGGCUCAUUUGAGUCGUCCAUCGUGAUUGUAUAUCUGAGUCUUACCUAGUUACUUGCAGUAUAUUGGCUUGUAUCGUAUGGACAUAAUCUAAUCGCAUCUAAUCGAACAGCUCGUUCCUGCAUAAUGAUCACUGCCGAUUGACAACCUUGGCACCUGGCCAUGCGACCGAAGAUCGUCCGUUGGCACCGCGACACGAGCUGACACGAGCGAGGUGUCACACGGCUCAGCCUGUGUGGCUGUGUAGAGACCGUUAUAAAAACAAAUGGCGGGGACAUGACGGCUCCAGCUUUGCCUCCUCAUUCUUCCUCCAGGACCGGUUCCUCUCAGCCUUUUCGUGCCUUUGCUACCCACCUUCUUUCGCGUCUCACAUACACAUUCCUUCGUGCCGCAAAAUGCUCUUCCAGUCUACCGUCCUUGCGCUCUUCGUGUCCGCCACCUUGGCUCGCCCUGUUUACUAUCCCCGGGCUAACCCGCAGGCGUGCUUCAUCACCGGAUCCACCGCGCUGCCGGCGGAAGUGGCCACCGGUGUCCCCGCGUUGGCGAAAGCCGUCACAUGCAACACCAAGACGCAGAUCGUGCCUGGCGUGCCGGAUGUCACCUCGGGUGGGAUCGCCUUGAGCACGAUUGAUUUCCAGAAGUCGUCGAAAUCGCCCCUGGGCUUUGCGCUGGCGACGUUCACGACGCCGACCAACCCGGCCCAGGCUGAUGUCGCGACCCUCCAGAAUCAGCUGAACGACUACCUGGCCUUGGAGGCGGGCAUUCGCUCGCAGCCCUCGAACAAUGCGAACAAGGUCCUCCUCGAGAAGAUCAAGGGCCCCAAGUUCUUCCUGCAGUUCCAGAUGGCUCGUGUCAACGCUGCCAAUGGAGUCAAGGUGUCUGCCGCCGGCACCGUUGCCCACCAGCAGGCCAAGGUCAUCAAGAACGCCGCGGGUGCCUCUGCGCAGGAGAUCGCUCAGGUCAACGCUCUGGCCAAACAAACGUAGACGCUUGUAGAUUUGUGCAGCACUCUCAGGUUGUUAUGCGAGCAAUAAAAUUAAGUUGUGACAGGCCAACGGCUACUAAGUAUCGAA
Molecule: messenger RNA, 6923 nt
Organism: Mycena citricolor
Lineage: Eukaryota; Fungi; Basidiomycota; Agaricomycetes; Agaricales; Mycenaceae
Source: the annotation of a GenBank genome assembly